Molecule: messenger RNA, 1560 nt
Organism: Coprinopsis cinerea okayama7#130
Lineage: Eukaryota; Fungi; Basidiomycota; Agaricomycetes; Agaricales; Psathyrellaceae
Exons: 4
Coding region: 1-1560 (519 amino acids)
Source: RefSeq, a predicted model, not a curated record
AUGGAUAAUCCUCAGCAUUACCAGCCCUUGUCGCAUGCAUUGCAUCCCCCGUUAGCUCCUUCCCAAUCGCGGUCACCAUACAACGGGGCAGUGCCAGUGUUCACCGCACAUGAACCCCGCACUGACACCGGCCGAGAAGAAGAAGAGGAGGAGGAGGAAGAACAAGAAGAGGAGGACGAAGGCAUCGUUGAGAAAGAGUUGAACCGACACGAAGGUGAAACUCAGCCCAGCAAUCCGUCGUCACCACCCAGACCUACAACCAGCAGCCGCAAAUUCAGAAUGCUGGCCAGCAGCCUGAGCCAAAACGACGCCCAGGGCGACCAAGAGGAUCGAAGAAUAGGAAAGUACGCAUCUCGCAAGGCGGUCGCGAUGCAGCUCCUCCCCCCUCGGGACCACCACCACAUCCGGACAUUCAUUCAUCGAAUCACAUACUACGAAUCCCAUGGAGAAUCUGAUCUCUGUGCAGAAUUCUACGGCGCAGCGGAGGAGCUCGUGCUCGCAAACCCUGCCCAAUUGGUGUCCAACCCCCAUCCACCACCUCCAAUGUACCCCGUGAUACCCGGUCUCUAUCCUCCCCCACCUCCUGGUGUUAUCCCAACCGCCACCCCAGGUGCAUCAACUAGCAAGCAACCCUCUGCGAUACCUCCUGCUACGGUCAUUACUAACCCUCAGAGUUUCGUAGUCCCGCUGGGUGGCCAGCCAGGCUUCCCCCCUCCUCAAUAUCCCGUUUACGGUGCCGGUCAAUAUCCUACUAGCCCCUAUUACCCAUUCCCUUUUUCCCAGCCAUAUUAUAGCGCCCAACCUCCACCCGCAUCCACGAGUGCUGCGCCAAGUACAAACACUCCUCAGCCGCCAGCUACAGCUACUCCACCAACAGCAGUACCAGCUGCAACUAGUGCCCCUGGGACUAGCACUCCUACUAACAGCACCUGGUCAGAGGAAGACGUCGAGAAGCUCAAGAAAUGGGCAGAAGAAAGCAAGGGUACGACUAGUACGGGAGAAAUCGACUGGGACUACGUAACAAGGAAUUUCGGUGACAAACGGUCAAGGCAUCAAGUCUUGAUUAAGGCCACUGCGCUUGGCUUAAAAGAGAGUUCUACUCGAGGUCAGAAGCGCCGUCGAGAUAAUGAAGGGGGUGAUGCAGUUAUGGGGUCCCUACCCACCCAGCCCUCCGGUAGUUCCUCAUCUGGAGUUCAACCUGUGGUAGGAUCCCCUUCACUCAGUCAACCUGCUUCAACGCCGUCGGCGUCUCCGGCCAUGCAACACCAGCAACGUCCUCCAUCGGCUCCAGCUACAACGCCAAGUGCUCCGGGAAAUGCGCAGAUUACGAUGACUCCUACGCCCGGCGUUACUACGAAUAUGCCCUGGCCGAUGCCGACGGUCGCUGCACCAACGUCCACGGGAGGUGUGCUGGGCUCUGCUAGUACUUCUCAGGAACCUCAGAGGACAAGUUAUUAUCGACCCCGUCCAACGCAAGGAGAUUCUGCGCCAAAGUCGGCAUCACAACAAAUACAUCAUUAUAUGUAUGUUCCCAAUGGUAGAGGAAGGGACACUGGUUGA